Galeopterus variegatus (Sunda flying lemur) is the source of this 269-nucleotide messenger RNA. It is a transcript of the gene LYRM4, whose product is annotated as LYR motif containing 4. The record is from RefSeq and is a predicted model, not a curated record. Lineage: Eukaryota; Metazoa; Chordata; Mammalia; Dermoptera; Cynocephalidae. Gene Ontology annotation, biological process: iron-sulfur cluster assembly. The transcript is spliced from 3 exons. Gene Ontology annotation, cellular component: mitochondrion; L-cysteine desulfurase complex. The annotation marks the transcript as partial.
UUUGCCCAGGGAUAUCUCAUCGUUGGAACUCUUUUCCUCCCCCAGGUUGGCAAAGCCCUCUGUGUGCUCACCUCUGAAGGCAGAAGAACGUAUGCUGUCAGGAGGAUAAGAGAUGCCUUCAGAGAAAACAAAAAUGUAAAGGAUCCUGUAGAAAUUCAAACCCUAGUGAAUAAAGCCAAAAGAGACCUGGAAAUAAUUCGUCGACAGCCUCCACUGAGAACAGGGCCCUCACCGGAUGUGUUCCCUGGACCUUGGACUUCCCAGCCUCC